UGACGGCAUGCCUCCCGUGUCCCCUGGCUUGAAGCUUCGGCUCCGUGUUACCAUGGAGGAGAGAAUACUCCUUCCUCCAUGGUGUUACCUUAGUAUUCUAUGACCGUGCUUAUAGGUAUCUUGCUUAUAACACUGUAUUCCCCGUACGUUUGCCCUCAAAUACUGAUAGCUUCUUUUUCCGGUGUAAUCAUAAUGGUAUUACCUUGGGUAUAAGCUUGGUCAACCUGCUAAUUUUUUUUCGUAUCAUACGCGGAAGGUGACUGGUGAGUCUUGGACGCCUGGGUCUCGAGGCUGCGCGUCCUAACCCAGCAAGCAAGUGACUGAAGAUGAACCGUCGCUCGGAGCGUCCGCCCGGCUCAGAGCCGCCCGUGGAACUGGAGAGCCAGUUCGUCCUGCGCCUGCCAGCGGCGCCGGCUCAGAGCCUGCGGCACGCCAUCCGCGAGGGCAUGACCACCAUCAAGGACCGGCUCUUCAUCAGCAUGGAGUCGGACAUGCGGCGCGGCACAGUGCGCUUUGACAACUGGUACCUGCCGGCCAAGAUUGUUGACCUGCCCACCAUCACGGAGUCCUACAAGACUAUCGAUGGAAAGAAUUUCUACAAAACCGCCGACAUUUGCCAGAUGAUGCUCUGUAAGGAGGAUGAGGACGCCUCGGACGACGAGUCGCCGAACAAGAAGCGACGCGACCCGAGCAAGGUGGAGAAGAGGUACCUCUACCCGCACGGACUCACACCGCCGCUCAAGAACGUCCGGAAACGACGCUUCAGGCGUACGCUGAAGAAAAAGUUUGUGGAGGUUCCGGAGAUUGAGAAGGAGGUGAAGCGGCUGCUGCGUAUGGAUAACGAGGCUGUUAAUGUGCGCCACGAGGUGGUCGACGAGGAGAAGAAGCAGCUCAAGGACGAGUCGGGCCUGCCGACCGUGGCCAGCAUCAAGGAGGAGCUUGGCGAGCACGACAUUUUCGGCGAGGAGCUGAGCGACAGUGACGAGGAGGCCGACCGCAGUCUGAAUCGGAUGGACGACCCGGAGGACUCGGCCAUGUCCAACUCCAAGUUCUCCGUCGGCGACUCCAACAUGUCCAACACGAUGGACACGACCGGCGACGUUCAGGUGAAGACCGAGUUCGACAGCAGCAUGUUUCCGCACGCCGAGUCGCCGGCCAAGUCCACACCGUCGCCAUCGGGUAUCUCCAUCAAACGCGAAUACCCCGAGUCGCCGUCGGAGCUGGAGGAGCAGCUGCAGCAGCUGCAGCGCCGCAUCUCGGACGUACAGGCGCAGCGCGAGGCGCAGCAGGCCGAGAUGGCCAGCAUCGAUAACCAGGCGCUGCGCGAGCGCUUCCGCGCCAUGGUGGACGACCUGGCCAACAUGGAGGCCGACUACCGGCGGCAGUACGAGGAGCUGCAGCAACAGCGCGCGUAGUGCGGGUGCAGGUGCAGUGUGCCGUGCGCCGGGCCGUGCCACUCAGCGCUCGACAGACCGGGUCAGUUCAGCAGACCGCGUCACCGGAUAGUCCAACAGACCGGGUCAGUCCGACAGACCGGGUCAUUGGAUAGUCCAACAGACGGGGUCACUGGACAGUCCAACAGACCGGGUCACCUCAGCUCUGUGGGCGAUAUCCCGACAGGUCGCUGCGGUCCCCUCAUCGAGGUUUCCAUCAGACACUGUGUUUAUGGGUGAGAGCAGACACCGGGGGCCCUUUAGACACUGGCCACGGUCUCAGGGCCCAUGCCUUACGCCGACUACGGUCCAGGGGCUCUUGUCUUACACUGUCCACGAGCCUGGGGCACUUGCCUACCGCUGGCCACGGUCCAGGGGACGUGCCUAAGGCAGGUGACCACGGUCCGUAUUCGAUCCCUGCGUCACGAUACCCGGCGUUUGAACACUGUCGGUGUCGGCUCGGAGUGUGGUACCCUAUGUGGUAGUGUGGUGCCCUCGCCGGCUCCGUGGGCCGAAAUGAUAAUAUCACGGCUGACCCGGCAGCCGUCUGCCCUGGACCCGCAUCCCACACUCACAGCGUGGGUUGGGCCCUAGGAUGGGGUAGGCCCUGAAAUAUCUCACUCCGCAAGACAGAGUGGGAUGGUCCCUGGAUCGCUGUAGGAUGUUCACUUUCCCCUGAGGGUAUGGCGAAAUGGCCUGUGACCUCAGGUCAUAGCGCGAGGUUAGAACGUACCCGAUCUCUUCUAUGUUCACUUCGGACUUCCGAUACCACAAGUAAUGCAAAGUGUGGCAUUAAUGGAUGUGAAUAGUGAAGGUGUGCUGGAUGUUCCAGAAAUCGUUUGGCUUUUUACCAGCAUAACGCUAUGGGCGCAAUUAAAUGACCACCACAGUCGACACGCCGUCAGCUUCUAACAAACAAACAGAAUAGUGAAUGUCCCGUGCCGUGAGCAUUGUGAUGGGAGUACUAUAUUGAAAUGGCUAAAAGUUUUUGUGUUAGCUUAUAAGUUUUUCAUGGUGAAUAUCGUGUCCAGUUUGGUCAAUAAACAAUGGAAUGGUUACACUGGA
Molecule: messenger RNA, 2498 nt
Organism: Amphibalanus amphitrite
Lineage: Eukaryota; Metazoa; Arthropoda; Thecostraca; Balanomorpha; Balanidae
Product: transcription initiation factor TFIID subunit 7-like
Exons: 10
Coding region: 327-1415 (362 amino acids)
Biological process (GO): RNA polymerase II preinitiation complex assembly; transcription initiation at RNA polymerase II promoter
Cellular component (GO): transcription factor TFIID complex
Molecular function (GO): RNA polymerase II general transcription initiation factor activity
Source: RefSeq, a predicted model, not a curated record